AUGGGUGACUGGAGCUUCCUGGGAAGACUGCUGGAGAAUGCACAAGAGCAUUCCACAGUCAUUGGCAAGGUCUGGCUGACGGUGCUGUUCAUCUUCAGAAUCUUGGUGCUGGGAGCUGCUGCAGAAGAAGUCUGGGGAGAUGAACAGUCUGACUUUACUUGCAACACGCAGCAGCCAGGCUGCGAAAAUGUCUGCUAUGACCAAGCCUUCCCCAUCUCCCACAUUCGCUUCUGGGUGCUACAGAUCAUCUUCGUCUCCACACCCACCCUCAUCUACCUGGGACACGUGCUGCACAUUGUACGCAUGGAGGAGAAGAACAAGGAGCGAGAUAAGGAGCUGCUGAGCAGAGACAGCCCACGGCCCGGGGCAGCAGGCCAGCAGCUGCCCAGCAAGACUGAGAAGAGAGAGAAGCUGCCCGUCCGUGAUGAUCGGGGCAGGGUCCGGAUAGCGGGUACUCUGCUCCGCACCUAUGUCUUCAACAUCAUCUUUAAGACUCUCUUUGAGGUGGGCUUCAUAGUUGGGCAGUACUUUCUCUAUGGCUUUGAGCUGAAACCCCUCCACCGUUGUGACCGGUGGCCCUGCCCCAACACAGUGGACUGCUUCAUUUCUAGACCCACCGAGAAGACCAUCUUCAUCAUCUUCAUGCUGGUGGUGGCCUGUGUGUCUCUCUUACUUAAUAUGCUGGAGAUCUACCAUCUGGGCUGGAAAAAACUCAAGCAGGGCAUGACUAACCGUUACAGCCCACAUGCCGCUGAGACCAGUAUAGUGGCCACCAAGCCUAGCGCCAUUAAUCCACUCCUCCUCCCCUCCCAGUCUGCCCCACCUGCUGUCACCAUUGGAUUUCCACCUUACUACACCCAUUCUGCCUCUUCCCUGGGACAGACAAUGGCCGUGGGAUACCCAGGAGCCCCUCCACCAACGGAUUUCAAAAUGGUAGCACUGUCUGAGGAGCACCGGAAAGGCCAUCCUGCUGGUCACUACAACUGUCACCACCUGCUGAUGACAGAACAGAACUGGGCCAACCAGGAGGCUGAGCAACAGGCUUCUGGAAGGAAGACCUGCCCACCGGCACCCACCUCUGCAUCCUCCUCUCAUCUAAGCAGCACUCCACAGCUCCCGCUGGAGAGCAGGAUAAGGAGUCCAGUGCCUCCCCUGCUGGUGACUGGGAGCACCAGCAGUCUGGGAGAGAGCAAGCUGGAAGUGAAUGCCAAGGAGCAGGCGCAGACAGGCACGACCAGACUGGACAUGCACACUCCUCCCCUGCUCCUUGGAGACCCGGGCUGGGCCAGCAAGGCCAGUAAGUCCAGCAGUGGGCGGGCCAGAGUAGAUGAUUUAGCCAUCUAG
Molecule: messenger RNA, 1344 nt
Organism: Chrysochloris asiatica (Cape golden mole)
Lineage: Eukaryota; Metazoa; Chordata; Mammalia; Afrosoricida; Chrysochloridae
Gene: GJA3
Product: gap junction protein, alpha 3, 46kDa
Exons: 1
Coding region: 1-1344 (447 amino acids)
Biological process (GO): visual perception; cell communication
Cellular component (GO): connexin complex; gap junction
Molecular function (GO): gap junction channel activity
Source: RefSeq, a predicted model, not a curated record